Molecule: messenger RNA, 2404 nt
Organism: Rhagoletis pomonella (apple maggot)
Lineage: Eukaryota; Metazoa; Arthropoda; Insecta; Diptera; Tephritidae
Product: zinc finger protein GLIS2 homolog
Exons: 2
Coding region: 736-2187 (483 amino acids)
Biological process (GO): regulation of transcription by RNA polymerase II; smoothened signaling pathway
Cellular component (GO): nucleus
Molecular function (GO): DNA-binding transcription factor activity, RNA polymerase II-specific; RNA polymerase II cis-regulatory region sequence-specific DNA binding
Source: RefSeq, a predicted model, not a curated record
GACAAAAACUUUUGGACCAUGAGUGUCCAGUUAUGGGAGGUUGCACUGUACAUACGUACAUACUUACUUGCGCUUGGCCUCACGUUGCGCGAUAACGAACACCAACGAUCGUUCAUGUGUAGUCGUAUACGAGCUAAAUUUUGGUUUUACACGGGCAAUCGCCGCCGCCGGAUAGAUAAGAGCAACCCACCGAUCGGUGCGUGAACAGGUGAAUUAGUGGUGAAUGGAAUGCGAUAGCAAGUGCGUGAAAUCGACUGCCUUAUCCGUUACCCGUUAUAAGCAGGAAAGGGGGGUUUUGCAUUAACAAAAAGCACCAACAAAAAAAGACCAGUUAAAAAUAGCCAUUCACUCCACCCCAUUGACUGUCUGGCUGAUAGCCAUAGUUCUAGCGGCUAGCCGCUCGCUCUCGCACGCCCCCGCUCGCCUGUCUGCGUUAUUAAACACUCCGCAUAUUCUCCACAACUACUCGUCGUUUUCUAUGUAGAAGUUAGCGCUGAUAAGAUGUAUGCUCCUUAUCGCAGACGCUUGUGUUAUAACCAUAUAUGAGAACGUUUGCUAGUCAACGCACUCAGUUGUCGUGAGUUCGCCCCACACAACGGUUCUAAGUCUACAUUGUAAUUAAGUUAACAUAUCAAAUUCAAAUCACCACACGUUGACCGUUAACUCAAAAAGAAAAGAAAAAAAAAAACUAAAUAUUUUUUAAGAAACACUAAAAAAACUAAAAUCUGCUACACAAUGGCAGUACAAAACUCUAAAUUUCCCAACAGUGUUCUAAACUCGGCCUUUGUGCCAACAAGCGCUUACUACCAGCAUCUGAGUGCCGCCUCAGCCGCUAUAGCCGCCUAUGAAGGUUGGUCGCAUUUGGACUUUCUGUCGACACAGCUGGCUCACACGUCGUCUACACCACCAGAUGAACUACUACAAAUGCACCAUUUAAGAUUUCCAACACCACCAAUAACACCACCAUACAAAAAUAGCGCUUAUAUGCUAGGUAUCAAUCCCCAUACGAAGGCGACACGCACGCGAUCGGUCAUAAUGAAAAUUGGACAAGAUCAAUUGGACAGCAAUUUGCCACCUACACCGGAACAUGUCGACGAUAUGGCUGUGGAUAUUGUUGGAUUAGAUGACGUGGCCACAAGCGCUGCUGCGUUGCGUCAUGAGGCAAUGACGACGAUGACGACGACGACGAGGACGACACCGACAUCGACGUCGACCACUAGCAGCGCCAGCUCGACCCCUCAACAUAGUGAAUAUGUUUGCGAAUGGAGCAAUUGCGGCAGAGAUCACAACACACUCGAAGCCCUAGCCGGCCAUGUUACCAAAGUGCAUGCAGUCGCUUCACCUGCCGAUGGCUUAUACUAUUGUCGUUGGAUUGGUUGUACACGCAUGCGCGGUUUUUCUGCACGCUACAAGAUGCUCGUACAUGCACGCACACACACCAAAGAGAAGCCCCAUCAGUGCCAUCUCUGCGCGAAAAGUUUUUCACGUGCAGAGAAUCUUAAAAUACACAUUCGCUCGCAUUCGGGCGAGAAGCCAUACCUCUGUACUUAUGAAGGCUGCAACAAAGCCUAUUCAAACUCCUCGGAUCGUUUCAAGCACACACGCACGCAUGCCAUGGACAAGCCGUAUAUGUGCAAAGUGCCCGGUUGUCAAAAACGCUACACAGAUCCUUCAUCAUUGCGCAAACAUGUUAAGACCUUCAAACAUGCUGUGCAACUGAUUGGUACCGCCGCUGUUACACCUAUGAAAAGUGCCAUGAGUGGUGGUGGCAUGGAAAUGGCCACAGCGGCGCAGGCUGUUGGUGGUGCUGCUGUUCGACAGACACAUCGAUCGAGCCUAAUUUCAUCGCCAAUGCAAAAUGUGGUAAACACUGCGGGAAACCAUCAUUUGCAUGCUAAUGCUUACAGCAAUGAUUACAGCGAAGCGGCGUCACCGCGGUGUCAGCUCUGCGUGCCGCCACCACCAGCGCCCCAUUACUAUCUCAAUGCCAUGGAAGAGGAUAUAUGCAACAUUAAGGCAGCUCAACUCGAUUACUACUAUGCCACAACAGCGGGUCAUUCGCAGGCACGCAGCAGUAGUGCAGCUAGCAAUUGUUGGAGCAACAACACACACAGUGGCAGCGAGAGUGCCCCCGUACUCGCCAUGGAACUGGACACACCGCUCGAUUUGCGAGUGAAUCGAAGUUGAAAGUGAAGAAAUUCAGUUAUAUUAAUUUUAUAUACAUACGUCAACUCUAGUCUAACAGUUUAGCUUGUAGUAAAAACCAAAUACAUAAAUACACAGUUACAUGCAUAUGGGGAUUGAAGGAUGCCGAAUAUUGCUCAUGCUAAUGUACCUACAUACAUACAUAUGAAUAUUGAUACUACCAAUACUUGCUUGUUGCUUUAUUGCAUGUGUUUUUUAU